ACAUUUCGGUUUCCUCACCGGCGCCAAGGUCAACGAGCCGCACUACGUCAUCGCUUCCGAAAAUGCCAGGAAGCCAAAACCCACCCCGUCCCCGAUGUCCUGUCGCCUGCUGCCGUUCUCGGGUCACCGGUCCCAAGACGGCUCGUACUUCGCCCUCAGCACCACCAAGAUCUGGACGCUGUCUCCGUCUCCGCCGGACAGCAACCGAAGGGAUGGCAGCGGCAGUAAAGGGGGCGCCGUCUGGCGGGACUCUCCGCUGCCCCAGAAACUCAGCGGCGACGCCUGGCGGGUGGUGUGCGCCAACGACCGCCACGUGUUGCUGCACGACGGUGCGCACGCCUUCUUGCACACGCACCGAGUGUCGGCCUGGAGAAACGUCACGCAGGAACAGAGGCGCGGCGGCCUGCCUGUACCGGCCGCCAUCUGGUGCACACCGGAUGAAAUCCAAUUCCUCAACCUAAAGACCGGCUCCCUCACCAGGUUCACCGUUGACGACCACAUUAACGUCACGGAGUCCACGAGGCUUCCGGUGCUGCCCGCCAGGAAGUCUCACACACACACGUGGUACCACAACGACCAAGUGUACGUCAUCACGGACAGGUACCACAACGGCUCCGCCCUCCAGAACAGCACCACCGUCCUCUGGAAGGCAUCGGGACUUUCGGUGUACAAGAACUGGAAAGUUGCUUCCCAGUGGAAUCAGGGCAAUCCCGAAUACCCGGAGUCUCUAGCAAAGUCGUACUCCUGGACCGGUGGCGAGAACCUCUGGCUGUGGAGGGAGCUAGGGAAGGAGUGCGAGUUGUGGAGGUUCAAUGUGACGUCAGAGACCUGGAGUAUGCUGAGGAAAGUUCACGAUUCAUCGGCACACGGUCGACCCAUACUCGCGUGGUCUCGAAAGGGCGACGACGUCCCGUGUCUCAUGUUUGCCGACACCGCUUGCGACUCCAAGCCCUACACGGACUGCAUAACGCAAGCCGAACUCGCUGGAGGCGAAGCCACCACGACGUCCACUGCUUCUCAAGUCUACACGACAACAGGAGCCUCCUCGUCGGUGACCACGCAACGGACCACGCCAGCCGGACCGACAGCCUCGGGAACGACGCCAACAGUGACGACGUCGCCAACAACCACGACGUGGGAAGUCACAACGACGACGUUUUCAAAGGCUACGACGGUUACCUCGACGUCCUACACCACGUCGCCGUCUCCGACGACGACCGCCGCUGCCUCACCGACUGCCAAGGCGAUUGCUGGUGGAGAUACCACUUACACCGUGGUUGAUUCCGACCAGUCCAAGUGGCACCAGCGAAAUUCGGGCAUCUUCGGAUCGAUCAUCUUCUUCGGCACGUCGAUCACCAUCUUCACCAUCGUCGGGGUCGUCUGGUGCAUCCGACACUGCGUGCAUUUCCCUAAAGAGGCGCUCUUGCUCAGGGACCCGCCUUCAGUGAGAUACACGGCCAUACCCGACACGAUCGCGUGAACGCGUGUUCGGCAAGGUUUAUAGAAUGCUGCAGCCUUCCGUUUAAGCCUAUUGACAAGCUCUCUUGUCAGUAGCAGCGUUCGGUACAGGGUUUUUCCCUGCAUGAAAGGACGAAGAAAAUGACUGUCUCGGCGUCGCCGACCACAGACGAGGACAGUGUGACGGAAGGGAGGGGUCAAACGCCAAGAGAUGGCUUCCGGUUUGACAUUUGACAGAAAGCCGCGUCAUCUACGCGAGGCAAGAUUGUGGCUUGGUGUACGUGUACAAUCUCUGCGUCAUGACAAUGCGAAAAGGACAUGGGCAAGCACUUCACUGCAGCUGCCCAUGAUUCGCAAAAGUGUGAGGCGCAUUCAUGUAUUCGGCCCUAACUUCUACUCUGUGUGUGUUAAUGUUGGCUUAUGUUGUUUCCGUAGAUCUUCUUGUCGCAACCUUAGUAAGCAUUUGCAGAGUUUUCCCAAGUUGAAAAAUAUGCAUGACCCUUUUUUACUCGUGCCCUAAACGUCGUAAAAAAAUCUACAGCACCAAUAGCUCUAUAUUAUUUGUUGUUGUUUUUUUACAUGCCGCUUAGAUUACGUCAAAAUGGUUCUACAUUCACUCUGUCUCGAUCCAACAAAGCGGACUGUAAACUAUAAGUGGUAAUUACGAAAUAAUUUUCUUACUAUACCUACUGUUUUAGAGCGUCCGCUAGUUAUGGCAACGAGGAGCCUAGUUAACGUAAUAUGAACAUAUUUUCCUUCGCCGUAUUUGCCUGCAUUUCCUUAAUUCUGAAACACGUGCUACCUACCCCCUACGUCGUGGCUACGGAGCCUUAAUGAAACUUAAUUUCCGGCCUUCUAUAUGCUGCCACCUUAAUUUCGGCGUUUAUUGCGGUCUUGUAGCAUACUUUUGCUAUUCACUUCUUUCUGAUUCUUAACUACCAAGGAAAAGUUCGUAUUCGGCCGUAUUAAUGGUCAACGCAUAACAUGCUUUAGCUCUGUGACAUCGUGAAUGGAACACAACCGUGCGUCAAAUUUCACUUGAAGAAAGGAAGCACUUCGCUUUUGGAUCGAUUUGCAAGCUUGCUGGUAAGAAAGAAAAGAAAGGAAAAUGAUCACUUAUUUAAGAGCGGAGAGGUUUACUGGUACAACAGUGUUUGCCUACGUUAUACUAUUCAAAGAAGAAACUUACUGCGUGUAUUUAGCAAUGUUUUGUGUAGCUGCAUCUGGCCGAGUUUGUGCACCGUCUACGGAGACUGCAGAGUUCACUUCAGCUAAGGGGUGUCUAAAGUUUGAGCACUCUUUUCAUAUUCAUAUAUUGAAAUAUAGCAAUGUUUCAGAUAGAACUCUUGCGCGCACUGAUAGAUAAAAUCAUCCCCAGAAGGUAAUAACUAUUCCAAGAGAAACUCUCAGAGAAAUAGCCGAUGUCAAGCCAAUAACACGGUGACAAUGUGGCAAGAAACUAUCCGUGUCCAAACACAUCGUGCUUCCAGACCCAAACAAGCACAGUUUUAGCUCCGAUAAUACUCUAAAUGUGAUCGUUUCGUACAUAUCAAUGCGCUCGCGUUUUGCAACGAGACAUCUAGGACUCGCGAAGACCUUACUGGCUUCCAUGUUUUCAUAUCACGUGACACAGAUCAUGUGAACUCUUGAAAAAUCGAACGUACUCAAGAGGUGUAAAGUCACCAACAAAACGGAGUAUUUUACGUACCGCACGCAUACUCCCACGUGAAGGAGUUUUUCCAGCACUCCAAGAACGUAGAGAUUGGGCAGAUGAUCCCAUGACACACUUACACAAGCUCAAGCUACCGGCCAAAUCGAGUUAAACAGCAUUAGACGAACACGUGUUGCACUGACGAGAUCCCGUUAGUGCGAAUCGCUAUGUAACGCCGGAGUAGACAUAUCGAGCAACACAGUUCUUUCAUAACCAGACGCAGUCAAUCGCAUCACGCAUCGCCAACGAAAGAAAAGAUGCUAGGAGGAUAAUCAAAUUUAGAUAUUCGCUGCUCUUCUUCUUCGUGUACAUAGCAGUUCACAAUUUCGUCGUGAAACAUAUCGUAAGCUGUUUCUUUGCUUGAUCCAUCCUAUUCUUUCUUCGUCCUUUGCAUACUAACUUGUUACAUAAAAUUUAUUAUUGUUGCAAGGAGUGCCAUGAAAUGAUUGCAGACUCUUCUUCAAAGCAGUGCAAUGCUGUAAUCAAUAUUUGCCGCUGCAAUCACGAAAAUAUCCGUAAUUCAAAUGCUGUACCAUCGCGCAUGUUGUAAGCCUUCUUCUUUGCGCAUUAAAACCAGGAUUCCCGGGAGUUCGAUUCACCUGGGGCUGACGAAAAGAUUUUCCAGUAUUGUAGAAUACCCCUUUUGAUUUACAAGGCCUGUUUUCCGGCUGUACAUAUCAACGACGACCAUGUCUUUUGAGUGUGGUUUCGUGUGAAAGUGCCAUAUAUUAUAUGCUGCCAAGCCAGCGUAAGCUGUUAUCGUUCUGCCACAGCGCAUCUUUAUAAAUGUUAGCAAGGCCGUUUGGCGAAUCCCACUGUGUUGGUGUUAAUGAUUUCGCGUAGAGCCAAAACCCCACUGCGACCACCAUACAUAGAACCCUCGAGAUUAUAGCCUUAGAAGACUCAUUCUUGGUGCUUCUAAAGAUUCUUACCACAUUUUUCUUUUUCUAUUCUAAAAGCCGCACUGUAAACAUCCAUCGAUUAUAAUAUGAGGCAGAUAAUCCUGUUGCUAUUCUGGGUAUUGUCAAAUUCCGCCAUGUUGUCAAAUCCGCCAUCGGUGAAUUCCGAUUGGCCAAGGAGGCUGCUACGGCCUCUCUGAUUGGCUUAAAAUGCCAGUAUUGCGAAAUUUGACAACAUGACGGAAUUUGACAGUGUCCAGAAUUGCUCCCCUGGAAUCACUUCUAAACCAUAAGCACCACUAGAUCUAUUUCUUUCAUGCUCUAGUUGGAAAAAGUCUGCUUAUGUAUUGAGAAGCGUGCGAACUUGAGCUUGUUGGUACAUUCAUAGUAAAAAACAGCGCGAAAACACAAGGACGAGACAGCGCUGGUCCCGCUGUCUCUCGUCCUUGUGUUUUCGCGCUGUUUUUUACAUGACUGCUUAUGUAUGUUCUGUCGACAGGAACAUCUUGUCUUUUACGUGCACAGUGCGAAGAGUCCACGAAAUAACUUGGUAAGCAAAUGAAAUUUUUAUCGAGAAGCGAGUCAGAUGCCGAUAACCGCGGUAGAUGUAACUAGCAGAAACACAUCUUAUAUGUUGUAAUGGAGAUCCAGGUCGAUGCUUUCCAAAUGCUUGGAAAACAUCGACCUUCCACGAAAAAUUCGGGUUCAAAUCCCCAUGAGCACAUACGACCCCACGAUUGGGGUUUAGGCCCCUACAGUGGUUGUCCAAAACAUUUGGCAUAAUGUUUUCAAUAUCACACGGACACCUUAAAGUCCUUACAAAUUUGCUCCAGAUUGUCAGGAUUAUACGUAAUCAGCUUAUAAUGCCGCGUUGUUAUUACGUGAACGUCAUGAAAAUCACGCGCUUGUCAAUGUGACAUAUUAAUAUAAUUUCAUUGACAGAAAAGAGUUAGCGCGAAAUGUUAAUAAGGUUAAGUUUAUACGUGGUAGAUGAAUACUGUUAUUACGGAAAUAAACUAAUUGCCAAAUGGCGUGAAUUCUUUUUUGCGCACAUCAGACUAACAACAGCGAGCGAAGCUGUUUGUCUGUUCUCUUAACUAUACGAAAGUACGGAUGCAUAGAACCGUAACUACACUGUAUUUCAUCCGUUUUUUGCACGUAUCUAGUUGCUGUGGUGAGUUCAGAACGGAACAACGUGUCACCAAUUCAAGUGACUUUCAUAGUACAGAUAUUUCGACACGAAAAACUCGCAGCCGAAACAUUUUCUUACGAAUUUUAAUAUAUCACGCUUCAUUCGCGAUAACGGUGACUUGUGAGUUGACAGUGUCAAGGUGACGUGAAAGAUAAAAUCGUUGCAGGUUGAUGAAACGGUGGCAAGAGAGAUGGCAUGGUUGUUUCCAUCGUGAAACCGCUGUGACGUAAACGGUGACAUCGUGGUUUUCGUUGUGAUGAGCACAGCGUCACAUCUUGUGUAGCGGCUGUGCCGUGACGUGUCGCGAUUUUCCCCGCAGUGCCAACAUACCGAUCGGGUGUUCAUCUUUCUGCGUUUGGUCGUAUACAUGCUGUUUUUGCCUGCCCAAGAAAACUGCGGUGUUUGUUCAUUUUUUAUGUAUAUAAAUGUAUUUAUCCUGUC
Messenger RNA from Rhipicephalus sanguineus (brown dog tick), 5701 nucleotides. RefSeq lists its product as uncharacterized. The transcript has 3 exons. Bases 95 to 1480 code for a protein of 461 amino acids. The record is from RefSeq and is a predicted model, not a curated record. Lineage: Eukaryota; Metazoa; Arthropoda; Arachnida; Ixodida; Ixodidae.